AUGUUCAGCGCGUUGACAGCGGCUCGCAUGGCCACUCCAAUGGUCCGUUUAGCCUCGCCCGCAAUGGCGAGGUUUGCGGCACCCUUAGCCUGCAGGUCAUUCGGAACUUUGAUUGGUAAGCAGGCCCCUGCAUUCGCAGCCCAAGCCUGUAUGCCCGAUAACACUUUGAGGACGGUGAACAGCUCGGAUUACAAGGGGAAGUAA
This is a messenger RNA of Perkinsus marinus ATCC 50983, 204 nucleotides long. RefSeq lists its product as hypothetical. Lineage: Eukaryota; Perkinsozoa; Perkinsida; Perkinsidae. The record is from RefSeq and is a predicted model, not a curated record. Bases 1 to 204 code for a protein of 67 amino acids. The transcript has a single exon.